CAAUGCGUACCGUUCAUGGCUGCUUGUUUUGUGAUUACCAUAUUUGGUAUCUUCCUAGAAACAAAAGUUAUGUUCAUUGUAGGAGGAUUAAAUGAACUAAUGGACUAUGUUAUCUAUCUGUAUGUCAUAUGGAGUUUGACAACAAUGAUGGUUGGCUAUUUGGUGUUACGUCUCUGUUGCAACGCGCAUGCUCAUUCAAAGCAAUCAGCUAUGAUUAUUCACGAGAUUAUGCAAAAAAAACCAUCUUUUAUGUUGGGAAAUAGUUCUUACUAUAAUAAAAUGAAAUCAUUUACAUUGCAGUUUUUGCAUUGGGAAGGCUAUUUUCACUUCAACGGCAUAGGUCUUUUCGCAUUGGAUUACACGUUCAUUUUUUCGACUGUCAGUGCCGCUACCUCCUACUUAAUUGUGUUGCUGCAAUUUGAUAUGACGGCGAUUUUAAAAAGCGAGGGACUCACGCCCAAAACCUUAGGUGCAGGAACGAACUAA
Molecule: messenger RNA, 486 nt
Organism: Rhagoletis zephyria (snowberry fruit fly)
Lineage: Eukaryota; Metazoa; Arthropoda; Insecta; Diptera; Tephritidae
Gene: Gr33a
Product: Gustatory receptor 33a
Biological process (GO): chemosensory behavior; sensory perception of taste; male courtship behavior
Cellular component (GO): dendrite; membrane; axon
Source: RefSeq, a predicted model, not a curated record